Messenger RNA from Daucus carota subsp. sativus, 1175 nucleotides. RefSeq lists its product as uncharacterized. Bases 60 to 989 code for a protein of 309 amino acids. The transcript is spliced from 9 exons. Lineage: Eukaryota; Viridiplantae; Streptophyta; Magnoliopsida; Apiales; Apiaceae. Gene Ontology annotation, cellular component: chloroplast. The record is from RefSeq and is a predicted model, not a curated record.
UCAUAUAUGCGGCUAGCAGGGCGCGAAAGUAACAAUCCUCACAGAAAAGAAGAACAAAAAUGGCUGGUGCUGCUGGUUCCACACUACUCAGAACUGGGAUUGGCCUGAAACUACACUCCAUUUACUCUUCCAUUCCUGCCCUUGUUUUUCACCCCAAUCCCAAACCUACCCUUCUCUCCUCAAUUUCUAUUCACAUAAACAAUCCCAAACACAAACACCCUUUUAAAUCUUUUGCAAGUUUGACUGAAUCAGACCCCCCCAGCUCCCUUCCUUCCCAAGAUCCUCUUCAAGACUUGGUUGGUAGUUUUGAGCUUCCAGAUGAUUAUUUCAAGCAAUUACCUAGUGACCUUCGGCUAGAUCUCAAUGAUGCUGCUUUUGAUCUUUCCAAGGGACCAGUUAUCGAUGAGUGUGGUCUAGAGCUGGGCGAAACUUUGCUAAAUAUAACUAGAGCAUGGGAAGCAGCAGACACAUCAACUUCAACCACUCUGGUUGGAAAGCUCCCUAUGUUAGUUGCCUCUGCGUCAGCCAAUAGUAAAGCAGCAUUUGGAAAACGCUUGGUAUCUUCUGGAAGGAGGUUUCAAUCUAUGGGCCAGUAUGGAGAUGGUGAACUGCAGAAGAUUGCCGAAGCUAUGAUUACGGUAGGAAAACUUUAUUCAGCAAGUCCGGUGUCUACUGCAGCAAAUGAACAACCGGCACAGGAAACUAGGAUGUUCAAGUUUGGAGAACUUCAGGUAGCACUAACAGCAGAUAAAGCCUACAUAGGAGCUGUAAUUGCCUUCACUUUCGGGUUGCUUUCGUGGGAACUUAGCCAAGGUAUUCAAAGCAUUCCAGAGAGCUCAUUGCAGUAUGCUAAUGAAAACGCCCUGAUGCUUGCCAAGUCUUUGAGGGGAGCCGCCCUCGCAGUUUGCUAUGCAUCAACCGUGUUGUCAGCUUUCACUGCCGGUGGACUGGUCUUACUUGGAGGACAACUCAAGUCGGAACGAAAGUAGUACUUCCAGGCUCCUUGUGACUCCAGCUUUACCUGUGAAUUCCUAGAAUGUAAAUUUAUCAGUAAAAAAGGGUAUACUUGUUGCUUUGUGGAGUUGGACUUGAACUGUUUUUGUAUCCAAACAGUUUGUAUUUUCACAGUUCUAAAUGAGUUGUGGGGGCUUCAUAGAAAAGGGAUUUGAGAUUCA